Molecule: messenger RNA, 3969 nt
Organism: Procambarus clarkii (red swamp crayfish)
Lineage: Eukaryota; Metazoa; Arthropoda; Malacostraca; Decapoda; Cambaridae
Product: carbohydrate sulfotransferase 10
Biological process (GO): carbohydrate biosynthetic process
Cellular component (GO): membrane
Molecular function (GO): sulfotransferase activity
Source: RefSeq, a predicted model, not a curated record
UGAUCACGGGUGGGUGUCGCCGCUCCUGGCGCCUUGCCCUCGCCACACACUUUGUUAUAUAUAUAAGUUUUUCACAGUUUAUAUGGUUUCCAACAAAAUUAGGUAGGCAAGAUAUAUAGGCCUAUUAACAUUAUUUAAGUUUGCCGGUGAGGAACUAUAUGAAAAGUAUAAUAUCUAUGCAACACAUCUCGGCAGCCCAAUUCAUUAUAUAUGAAAUUUCAAUGAAUAAUAAACAUGGCAUUUUAUAAAACUUUGCAUGCACGCGUCAUUGUCCUCAUGAGUCUAGUUAGCGCCUUCGUCUACUAUCAAGCAAAGGACGUACCGGUCUUGUCCCCUUCAGUCGACGUUCCCAUCUUGUCCUCUUCAGUCGACGAUCCGGCCAUCGAAAGUGAACUGCUGGAGAAGAAAUCACAGAGCUCUCAGAGUACCCAGCAAGAAAUAAUUCAACGAGAAAGCGCCAAUGCUUCCCAUAAGGAAGAUAAGUCAGGAGACGCGGGACCCUCAGAGGUCGUGAAGGCCUCGCCCAGAAGUGUUGGGGUCAAGGUGGUUCAAGAACAACAGCAGUGGGAGUUCCCAGUGUUGGAACCCUCUGGCGGGGCCUUCCUCAGCACGCUCGACUUUUCUGGUUACGAACUAAAGGACCGCCGGUUCAUGGAAGCUCGCAGAAAGUUGAUGGUACGACGAGCGGAAGUUCUGCGCAAAGUGUGUAACUCUAGAGAGCGUCUGGCCAGGACUUCUGUCCUCUUGCGUGUGGUCUGGGACACCACACACACGCCCAACGUCGUCUGGUGCCCCGUGUAUAAGGUAGCUUCUACAUCAUGGAUGAUAAACUUUCUACGUCUUGCACACUUCAAUGACAACAACACUGAACUCGCCAACCUGCCAGCGAAACUAAAGGAAAAAAAGAAAUUUAAGGUAAAGUAUGGUGCCACGCAGAGCAAGGUAUAUGAGCUUUAUCCACCACCUGAGGACCCACAGGAGAGGACUUGGGUCUUCAAGAACAGUGUGCGGGCUCUAGUUGUCAGACAUCCUUAUUCCAGGCUCAUCUCAGCCUAUAGGGAUAAGAUGCUAAAGCUGAAUCCCCUACCAGAAGAACAUCACUUCAGAGACCUACAACUACACAUCAUCGCCAGAUAUAGGAAGAACAAGACUGAGACCUCACCCUUCCCAACCUUUCCGGAAUUUGUGGAGUAUGUCAUUGAUAGCACUAGAGGCUUAAACACCAGGGAUGAGUGGAUAAGUAAGGUGAAGUGUUGGACGCCAUACUGGGCCCAGUGUAAUGUGUGCGCUUCAGAUUAUAAUGUUGUGCUCAAACUGGAGUCGAUACAGAAAGACGAGAGGUUCCUCAUCACCCUGGCAAACAUGACGGAGCUCAAGAAACUGAAGUCCCCAGAGUGGCGUCACUUGCAAGACGGAACACCCUCUGACGACCUUGUUGUUAAAUACUUCAAAGAACUCAAUUUAUACCAAAUAAAACAACUACAUAGUCGGUAUCUUCUUGACUUUCUGCUUUUUGGUUACCGUCAAGAUAAGCAACUGCUGAAGAAUGCACGAGAGUAACAGUUGAUCUAGCAGCGCAGAAUUGUUAAUUUACCAAACAUGAUACAAAACUUGUGAUGUGUAGAGAUAAUAAUGACAUUUUCUGUGUGUAAUCAUUAUAUGGUUCAUGAUGAACUGUAGACUAGAAGUGCUCCAACAAAUGACAUCGGUUUUACGAUGAGCUAAAUUACUUUCUUCUGAAGCAUGUUUUAAGUGUUAUGACUUGCUUGUAUAUUCUCUUAAGUGUUAUUCACAAUGCUCUUGUUUAUAAAACAAUAUGAUAGCUCAAAAAUUUAUACUUGGAAGAGCAAUCAUUACUAAUUUAAAUGUAGGCUGUGAUGUAUACUGUGAUUUAUUAUAACUAAAUUUUAAAGCUGCUUUUACAGUUGUUUGGUAAAACAUUAUUUUAUCACACACAUAUAUCUCCUAUCAUGGUAAAAUUCAUGCAUUUCCACUGCCCCAUUUCCCACUUUAUGGGGUGAAGAGGCAUCAGUGUUUAGGAAAAAAUAAGGCUUUAAGUGAACUGUGUAUGAAAAGUUUUUUGAGGAAGCCAUUUGGUCACUUCCUAAGGCAAUGUCCCAGUCUCCCUUGGGCAUGCAACCAAAUCAGCCAGGUCAAUGCAACCUUCUCAUCCUCAAUGCUGCAGAUGUAUUUCAAGUGGGCCACUCUUGAAGAGAAGUGAUGGAAGAGAGGCACUCGAGCUUUCAAUCAAGACUAGCAUAGCCUCCAAAAGUGCCAUUCAUCUACUGUACACUUAAAGCAAUUUUUAGGUUCAAUGUAACUGUGAAGUAUUGCUCUGCUAAUUGGUAAUUUGUCCCCUGAUCACUUACCAACCAACCACCAUGUGAUGACACUAAUAAGCAGAAGCAACAAUAGAUCUACACCUAACUUUCAUUCCAAGUUUAAGCAUAGGGAAAGUUGGAGUGAACAGAAGGGAAUGGGAUUGAAUGAGUGGCUUGCUCAGAAUGGAGCUUUUAAUCUACACUUAAAAAUUUAUACCCGAGCUUAAACCAUUCAGUCAAUCCCUCGGGCAAGACUCCCCCUGGCUACACUCUACCAAAAAAAGAAUGGAAACAUAAGAUAGACAAACAAGACAAUCUUGCUCAUGUGCAAAGAUACUGUAUCUCCGUAGCACCAGAUGUCCAAGACCACAGACCACUGCAAAAAGCAAAAUUCACAAAGCUGACAAAUGGCCCAGUCUUGCACACUGACAAUGAAUGUGGAAAAUCUGAGGCAUAUAAAGGGAACACAAACAUGAGGUUUUUCCUCCAAAAUCACUGGGUCCUGAUGUCAGCAUGAGACAAGGCAAUGAACUACUUGAAUGUGGCAAAUUUCUGCAGGUCAUGGGUACAUGGCGUAGGACUGCAGUUGAUCGAGUUUCUCCACUAUGCAUAUCAAGCAUAUUGAAUCAUGCCUUAGAACAUGGAACCAUGGUACAGGAGUUUAGGAAUGGAAUCAGAUUGUUACAAGACACAAGAUUAAGGUGAGAGAGCAUAAAGAUAAACAAAACUCAGACAAGGAUAUGACUCCUUUGAAAUAAUGUCUCAUUCUCAACCACGGAUGAGGGAUCUGAAUAGCGUUUGACAAAAGUGUUAAACCUACCAAAGACAUAAACACCUGAUGAUGAAAGAACGCAUGAAAAUCUGUUAUACAUAAUGAAACAAAACACGAAGCCUUCUUGGAGAUACGGGAAAUGAGGCAUGAAUGGCAAGACACCACAUGGCAAACACAGUUGUCAUCUGGAUAACUACUGUGAGAGUACAGUGGUCUCAGGAUGUACAACUACCUCUUGACUGAUAUUGUGAUCCCUCACUGGUUGGUGAACCAGGCUUAGAAGGGCCAGGGAAGAGUCACUGAACGCCUCUUGUUUACCGUACUGGUGCUGUCACUUUGUGGUGGGCUGAGGUAAUAGCUAGAUGGACAACUAGCAAUUAACAAAGCAACAUUUGGGGGGGGGGGUGUCUUUGAACCUAAGUUUUGCCUUUACAAGAUUUUUGAGUGCAGAUAAAUUAACUGUCUGUCAUUCUGAACUAGACGGACAAUUCCCCAGUGUGUCUCUUCAAUAACCUGUGGGUGGUGGAAGUGGCUUGAGAAAGCCUUCUUAUCUAACUUCAAGUAAUAGGUUAAUCUUAAUAAUUUAAAAUUUGACAUGGUCUAAAAUUAAUAGUCUAACUUUGUAUGUUUUUAUUAUUUAACUAAUUACAAAAUUGUAAUACUGUACCUUGAGGCCAAAUUGUUUGUAUUGUGUAACACCCUACAAGUGCAAUGAGAUGUACGAUCUGGCAGCAGAUUAUCAUUUCAAUAAUGUAUGUAACUUAAUCAUUUAUUUCAUGCAAUUGUCUAUAUAUCUAAUGUUAAGGAGAACAUAAUCUGAACAAUUCUGUAUACCUGUAAUUAAAUGUUACAAAUAAUAAAAAGCAGCAAUGCUUA